AUGGCGAAAACAGAAGAAUCUAUCGACAGACUAAGCACGUUGCCCAACGACGUCGUUACGCAAAUCCUCGCUCGUCUCCCAACAAAGCUUUCAGUGUCGACCAGCGUUCUUGCCAGAGGAUGGACCUCUCUGUGGGCCCACGUCCCCAAUUUGGAUCUCUACGGCCACGCCGCAGGCUGUCGUGUGCGGAUGACCUUGGGAGACGCCCCCGGCGGCGCACCAUCUCGGCACAUGCUUCAGAGCAUAAACGCGUCUCGCCUCAAUCGCGCUCAUGAUUAUCAUCACGUCAGGGAUGAAAUCCACAAGCUAAUUAGGUCUGCCCUCGCUUGCGAUCUUCUUAGUAUUGACAUUGAUAUUGAUAUUGACAUUGAUAUUGAUAUUAAUAAUACAAAUUUUAACAUGUUGCCGUAUUAUCCACCCCACUUCACUUGCGAAACCCUAGUCCAGCUGAGGCUUCACGCCACUGGAAACCUCCGAUCAUCCCAUACUGAAAACCUUCACUUUCCCAGCCUUAAGAAGCUAGAACUUUCUCAUUUUUUUUUAUGA
This is a messenger RNA of Striga hermonthica, 546 nucleotides long. Lineage: Eukaryota; Viridiplantae; Streptophyta; Magnoliopsida; Lamiales; Orobanchaceae. The record is from the annotation of a GenBank genome assembly.